AUGUCCUUUACUUCACCUACUACCCCAAGCACCCCUCCCGUGUUCUUCCCCGAGCACCGGCACCAAAUCCUAUCCACCAUCGUCCAUCUACUCGGGUGCUCGAUCCUCUCCGCAUGCCUGGCCCGUCGCUUCAGCGUGAGGAACAUGUCGUUGGCAAAAGCGUGUAUUGUUCUCAUCUUUGUUGAUUCAUGGCUCUUCGUUUUCUCUUCCGGUGUCGUCGUCAAUGGGGUAGGCAUGUCGCUCAACCUUGGGGCCUGCCUCUCCGGGAUCUACCUAUGCAUUUUCUUCUACGCAUCGAGCAAGAUUGUGAUCUAUAUCUUUCUGGCCGAAAAGGUUCAUAUCGUCUGGAGUGCGGGCAAUACCGUCAGUAGAUUGCGCAGCAAGGUGUGGCUUGUCUGUUGCUUUGUGUUGGUGGGAUACCUCGUCGUAUUCGUCUUGAUGUUGGUCGCUCGCAUUGGUUUCUUCAGGGAAGACGGGACCUGCGUCAUCGGCUUGAAGACGAUGGCCACAAUCCCUCUCCUUACUUACGACAUCUUCCUCAACAUUUUCCUCACUGGCCUCUUUGUUUGGCCUCUUUACAUGCGUCAGUUGUCAAAUCCCAAGCUCAAGAGCCUUGCGACCCGAACGUGCUUCGCCGCAGCGGCUGCCCUUUGCACCUCGGUCAUCAACAUUGCGAUCCUCACCACACUUCACGGUCGGCAACUCGCCUGGGUUCUGUCCCAGGUCUGCUUGGCUAGUUGUUCAUCAGACGUGACGAUCAACGCUGCAGUUAUCUAUGCCGUCUCUCGCCGUAAGGAGAGCACGUCGACGGUCGAUAUGGAGUCUCACCGUAAUCCUUUGUCCUAUGAACGACCAGCCAAACCGUCCCCCGCCUUCAUGUUCAAAGAUCGAGUUCGCAACAAGUCCAAUGGAGAUGGAUUCGUGGUCACGUCCCGCUCGCAAACCCUCACCCAUAUCUGUGAUCUCUGCGCGGACGAUUCUCAAAUGACGAUGGCAAGCACGAUUCCCGAUACCACCGUCUCCAACCCUGGAUACGACUAUCUGCCGAAGGAUCAAGUGCCUACGAUAAUCGAUGAAACAAAGCCGAUUACACCUUUUGGCGAAAUGAUCGAUCAAGAACUUGUAAAGGCGCCAAACCUCAGCGUCAGUUACAAUGGCCACCAAGUCUCGGGAGAACAUUCUAGACGUCUUAUCAGCCAUGGCCACCGCAGGAGCUCCCGCAGCUUAAUCGCUGAGUUCAAGGACCGAGUGACCAAGCGCUCGCCGGUGAUCGUCGAAGACGUUGCUAUUCAGGUCACUGUUAUGACAGAACAUACUCCAACCGACGAUUCUGCUUUGCACAUCACGACAAAACAAGGCGAUAAUACUACCGACCCCAGCUACUUGAAGUAG
This is a messenger RNA of Serendipita indica DSM 11827, 1392 nucleotides long. NCBI's taxonomy places the organism in Eukaryota, Fungi, Basidiomycota, Agaricomycetes, Sebacinales, Serendipitaceae. The record is from the annotation of a GenBank genome assembly.